Molecule: messenger RNA, 1116 nt
Organism: Penicillium soppii
Lineage: Eukaryota; Fungi; Ascomycota; Eurotiomycetes; Eurotiales; Aspergillaceae
Product: ferritin-like domain-containing protein
Exons: 5
Coding region: 1-1116 (371 amino acids)
Source: RefSeq, a predicted model, not a curated record
AUGAAGUUCACCAACAUCGCUCUCACCGGUGCUGCCAUCGGUCUUGCCAACGCCGGCCCCGUUUCCAAGCGUGCCAUCACUGACGCCGAUGUCCUCAACUAUGCUCUAACCCUUGAGCACCUCGAGGCUGCCUUCUACCAGGAGGGUCUCAAGAACUACACCCAGGCAGACUUCGUCAAGGCCGGCUUCAAGGACCCCUUCUAUGCCAACCUCCAGGAGGUUGCUUCUGAUGAGACCGAGCACGUGUCAUUCCUGACCUCUGCUUUGAAGGCUGCCGGUGCCUCCCCCGUUGCCGCCUGCACCUACAGCUUCCCAUCCACCGAUGUCAGCAGCUUCCUGGCCCUCGCCAGUGUUCUUGAGGGUGUCGGUGCCAGCGCCUACCUCGGUGCCGCCGCCUCCAUCAUGAACGAUGCCUACCUCACCGCCGCUGGUAGCAUUCUCACCGUCGAGGCUCGCCAUAGCGCCUACCUGCGCGCCGCCCUCGGUGAAGUCCCCUUUGCCCAGGCCUUCGAGAACCCUCUCGACUUCAAUGAGGUUUACACUGUUGCCUCUCCCUUCAUCGCCUCAUGUCCCUCUAGCAAUGGCGCUCUCCCCGUCAAGGCCUUCCCCUCGCUCACUAUGAGCUCAAUGGCUGCCGUGAUGGUCGGUGAUAAGGUCGCCGUCACUGCCGGCGAGGGUUUCGACACCUCAGCUACUGACAUCAGCGCCGCCUUCAUCACCGUCACUGGUCCCAUUUGGGCCUCCAUUGAGUCCAUGGGUGAUGGCAAGUUCACUGUCACCGUCCCCAAGGGCGUUGCCGGACAGAGCUACUUCGUCCUGACCAAGGGCAACAAGCAGGCGACUGAUGACAACAUUGUCGCGGGACCCGCUAUCGUCGAGGUUGGCAAGAAGGGUGCUAUUGGUACUCCUAGCGGUAUGGCUGCGAUGGGUAUGGGCAAUGGCAAGAGCAGUAUGUCCAUGCCUACUCCUUCUUCCACCAUGUCUGGUUCCUGGAGCAGCACUUCCGCUACCGCCUCCGCUUCUUCCCCCGUGUACACUGGCGCUGCCCACAUGAUGUCUGGUAAUAUUGCUGGUGUUGUUGGUGCAGGACUUGUUGUCGCCGCUGCACUUAUCUAA